UAUACGGAUAAACAGUUAUUUUUUGUUUAUAAGAUUGAGCGGAAGCAGAAUUUGGAGAAGAGAAGAAUAGAAUAAUAUCCCAAUCGUGUUUCUUCGCUAACUACAAUACAACCAUCAACCUUUCUUUGAUUUCUCUGCAUUCCCCUUUCCCUUAAUUCAUCUAAACCUAUUCGCUUAUUGAUUUUCUAAUCCCUUUUAUUUUUCAAAGUUGAUUUUGCAGGUCAUUCUGAUGGGGAAAUCCUCCGGUUCACUCAAAAAGAAACAUUCCAACAAUUCCUCUAAGGUUAAGGCAAGCAGUAAAAGUAAGAGUAGGAAACAUAAAUCAAAGAAGGUUCGACGCCAUGAGGUUUCUCUUUCUAGUUCAGAUUACGAUGAUUCAAAAAUUAUGGACACAUCGGUGUCGUCUAGUUCUGAAGAUAGGUCUAGAAGAAAAAGGGAUCGGUCUCGCACAAGAAAAGAUGUGAAAGGUUGUAAGAAGAAGGUUCGGAGACUUUCAUGCAGUUCUGACAGCAGUGAUGAGGGAUCUCUCCAUGGCAGGAAGAGAAAAAAGGUGAAGAGGAAAAACAAGUAUGAUGAGACAAAGUUGAAGGUGAAAUCUCGCAAGAAGAAAAAGGUUAGGAGAGAAGCAAGUGUUAGUUCGGUAAGUAGUGGAUCACGAAGCUGCUCAACAUGUCCGGGUGGGAUUGAUAGUGAUGGUAAGAGUGAAUAUGAGAGUUUGAGGGGAAGAACAAAUAGAAAGGAGGAAGAUAGAAAAACAGAUAGAAAGGAGAAAGGCAAAAGAAGAUGGAGGGGAAGAAGUGGAAGUGCAAAGAGUAGUAGAUAUAGGCCAAGAAGUUGUUCACCCUGCUGUAGUCCCCGAGGUGAAAGUAGUUAUGAAGAUACUGAAGAGAAAUAUGUGUCUGAGAACAAAUCUAGGUGGCUGCGAUCAGUUAUUACUGUUGCAAAAGAGGUGGAUGAAUCUAUAGAAUUAUGUGGGAAUGAAACCAAAGAGGAAGUUGUAGAUGAUCUCGAUUACCCUUGUAGAAGCAAUGACAGUAAUGAUGGGGGCACAAAGAGGGAGUUGGAUCAUUAUACACAUCCUGCACCAGAAAAAGAAUCGAGACCCGAGGAUGAGACAAGCAAUAUGAAUGCCGAUGUUAACUUCAAAGAGCCGAAACAUAGAGAUACUAGUAAAGAUUAUAGUAAUGGGACAAGUGAAUCUAUGAAGAAGGAAGCAAGUGAUACUUCUGGUGCUAAUCUGGAUGGCGUUGAUAUGGAGUCUAUUCUAAGACAAAGAGCGUUAGAAAACUUACGAAAGUUCAGAGGUGAAGUUCAGUCUAGCGCAAAAGCUUCUGAACAGAAAAAUAAAAUUGUCAGCCAAGUGAAGCAACCGAUUACUGAUAAUAAGGAACUGGUUCAAGAUGAGUCUAAUAUCAAUAAUGUUGAUAUAACGAAAAAAUUUAAUAAGCAAACGCCUGUAGAAGAAAUUAGUUUGCCUGUUGGGAGGACAGAUUUAGCUGCUUAUGAAAGAAACAAUGGAAGGAUUUUGAACAUGGAUAAAGAUAUAUCUGGUUCUGCUAAGAUUCAAACACCAGAAAAGGUGAUUGAUGCAGACAACAACCGUAGCAAAGUAGUCACUGAAUCAACUAAUAUUAAGGCGAGCAAUUUGGAAUUGAACCCAUCAGAAUCUUGCCAUGAUUCACUUCACAGUCGCUCAUCUCUCAAGGGAGUGACUGUGUCCAGACUUACUCGUGAAAAGUUGGUUUUAGCAGAUAGUAUUAUAAAUAAGAGUACUUCUGAAGCUGCUCAUGUCACGAAUCAUGGUAGCAAUGAUAAUGUCAAAGACAUUAGAGAAAUUUCUUCUGCUGGUCCUAAACCUUUGAUUCAUGGACCUAAAUUUAAGGAUAACAACAACUUGGAUAAGGUGCAAGAUGAAGCCAGUGACCACUCUCAGUUUAAAACAAAGCAAACAUCUGAUUCACGUGAACCUUCUGAUGCAAAGUUGCUGGUGAGUGAUGCUGAUGAAGAAAGGAAUGCAGCUAAGACAACCCAAUCUUCAAUCCAGAAUACUAAUAGAAGUGGUAUAGAUGUUGAAAAGUCCUGCAAUGCUGCUACCACUGAAGCAGGCUUUAAAAGUUCAUCAAUAGAGAAUAAUUCAGGCAAAGUACAUGAUGAAUCCAAACAGGGCUCUCAGUUUGAGCAGAAAACAAUGAAUGUCAUGCGGGGUGGUGAAAUGGUGCAGGUUAACUACAAGGUCUAUAUCCCUAAGAAAACCCCUGCUUUGGCUAGAAGGCAACUUAAGCGAUGAUCUUAUUUGGUGAAGCUUAUGUUUGGUUGAGUGGCACCUUCCAGCUCUCCUACCGUUAAAAUUUCGAAGCUACAUAUUGGAGAGUUGCGAAGACGUACAUCGUCAUCGUCACCGUGGCUUUUCAUUCUUCCAAACACACGCAAAGGUUAUUUGUGGUUUCUUUUAUGUAUGAACUCUUAGAGCCACAUCAAUUUCUGUUAGCUAUAUUUCAUUUAGGUGCUAUUGUAGGUUAUGGUGAAAGUAGUCUGUUACACUAAUAAUGGUGCAACCAUGGAAACACACAGAAGACCCCUUCAAUCUUUUCUGGGGGAAUAUGAAGACCUUGUGUAAGUAUGCUUUGUUGAUGCUGCUCCACUUGGAAUUUUGAGUUAGUGUUGUAUUAAAUAAUUUUGGGAAAUGGAUUGCACGUGGUCACACAUUCUCACGGUUGAGGAUUUGGACUAUCGAUUAAGAUCGGCUAGUCCACGUUUUGGUUGUGUUUUAAACUUAUUUUGCAAAGUUGGAAUCCGAGUCGUACUAUUAAGAUUGGAUGAUUUAGAUCGCAUAAUUUCAUAAAUGCAUUGUAGAGAAUCAAUGCCCGGGGAAUGGGAGGUAAGAUGACAUUUAUAAGUUUGGAGUUUCCAACAGCUGAUAAUUCACAGGCCUUGAGUAACUUCAAGGGUAUGCAAUAAUAUGGACUUCCCUGAGUAUGGGUAGAUGACAUUUAUAAGUUUGUUUGCAAUAUUGACUAUUUUCUCUACUAAUUGAAAGAUUUCUCAUUUUA
Cicer arietinum (chickpea) is the source of this 3050-nucleotide messenger RNA. RefSeq lists its product as uncharacterized. The record is from RefSeq and is a predicted model, not a curated record. NCBI's taxonomy places the organism in Eukaryota, Viridiplantae, Streptophyta, Magnoliopsida, Fabales, Fabaceae.